This is a messenger RNA of Papaver somniferum (opium poppy), 3887 nucleotides long. RefSeq names its product probable leucine-rich repeat receptor-like protein kinase At5g49770. The record is from RefSeq and is a predicted model, not a curated record. Gene Ontology annotation, molecular function: protein binding; ATP binding; protein kinase activity. The coding region runs from base 720 to 3590 and encodes 956 amino acids. Lineage: Eukaryota; Viridiplantae; Streptophyta; Magnoliopsida; Ranunculales; Papaveraceae. The transcript has 19 exons. Gene Ontology annotation, biological process: protein phosphorylation.
CAAGAAAUCGAUUAAUCGACCGAGUCUUUUUGAGAGUUGUAGUUGUUAAGUGUUCAAUACUUUAUACACAUAGAAACAAGAAAAACAAAAAAUUCAAUUGCAAAAGUCGAGUUCUCCAAAGACGACCAAUCAAAAAAAAAAAAGUCGCCCAGCACCUUCUCUUUUACUGUAUGUAUCAAGGAAAUCGUCGUGUUAGUGCAAACGAAUAAGCAAUUCCAGUAGUUGUGGGCACAGGAAGAAAUGGUAGCACAUCUCAAUCAGUUUUAUAUUAUUACAAGAGGGAUAAAGGAGAAGAAAUGAUGAAAUAUUUGAAGAUCCAUACAAAGGUCAUAAUAUAGUUAAGUUUGCCUUCAAAGACACGGGAAAAUAAGUGAAAAUAACAAGAUUUUCUUACCAGCUGCCUAAUAUACCACCCAACCACAGCAUGAUGAUUACAAUUUCAUGAAAUUCUUUCUCUUUCAUUCUUAAAGAUAUUCAACCACUAGAGACAGUGGUAUAGGGAGACACAGAGAGCGAUUCUGAUUUUGAUUGGUUUCAAACAUACUCAUAUUGAAGGAGAUAGCAAGACCGAAGUUAUUACUGGUUCAAAUAUUUCAGAGAUCAUUAAAAGGGUUUAUCAAGAACUAGUUCUGUACCUGUGGUAAUGGUGAGUUGACUUUGAGUUGCGUAUCUUGGCCGGCGUAUCGGAAUCUUUGUCUGUUCUAUUACUCCGUCAAUUAAUGGCCGCAAUUCAGCUGCUCAUCUUUCUGUUAUUCUGUUCUACACCAGAACUUCUAGUUCAUUCAAUUACAGAUGGCAGUGAUGUUGCUGUGCUCCAAUCUUUGAAGAAUAAUUGGGAGAACUCACCACCAAAUUGGAACUCAGAUGAUCCUUGUGGUACUCAGUGGGAUGGCGUUGGCUGCACUGGUUCAAGGGUUACUUCACUGGGAUUAUCCAGCAUGAACCUCAAAGGUAGACUGAGUGGUGACAUUGGAGGACUCUCUGAAUUGAGAUCAUUGGACUUAUCGUUCAACCCUGACCUGACCGGUUCUCUCACAGCAAGUAUAGGAGACCUGCAAAAGCUCAACCUUCUGAUCCUAGCUGGCUGUGGUUUCACCGGUAGCGUACCAAAAGAAAUAGGCAAUCUAGCACAACUGACCUUCUUGGCAUUGAAUUCGAACAACUUCAGCGGGGAUAUACCUCCUAGCUUGGGUAAACUCACCGAACUUUACUGGUUGGAUCUGUCAGAUAAUCAGAUCAGAGGAUCUCUCCCGGUCUCAAACGGUAGUCAACCAGGCUUGGAUCUUCUCCUCAAGGCAAAGCACUUUCAUUUCAACAAAAACCAGCUAUCCGGUCCCAUCUCUGAACAGCUUUUCAACUCCAGUAUGGUUCUGAUACACAUAUUAUUAGACGGGAACCAAAUAACCGGGAAGAUCCCAGACUCAAUUACACAGGUUUCAAAUCUUGAGGUUCUUCGACUUGAUAGAAAUAAACUGAGCGGUCCAGUACCAUCAAAGAUUAAUAGUCUCACAAAACUUAGCGAACUGCAUUUAGCAAACAAUGCUCUGAAUGGUGCAGUACCUGAUCUAACUGGUUUGACUUCACUCAACUAUGUGGACUUGAGUAACAAUGCUUUCGAUUUAUCAGAACCUCCAAAGUGGUUUUCUACAAUUGAAUCUCUUACCACUCUAGUAAUGGAAAAUGGGAAUCUUCGGGGUCCUUUGCCAACAAAGCUAUUCAGCUUUCCGGAGUUACAACAAGUGAAGCUGAAGGGGAAUCUACUUAAUGGCACUCUAGAUUUGGGCAACAGCAUCAGCCAACAACUACAGCUUGUUGAUUUGCAGAACAACCAGAUUAGCUCCGUAAAUCUAGGCCCUGGAUACACAAACCCUCUAAUACUUGUAGGAAACCCGGUAUGCAACGGUAGUCUUUCAAGUACAGAAUUCUGUCAGCUUCAUCAAGCAUUGAAAACACCACCCUACAGCACCAGCCUGGCGAAAAAUUGUAAACCCUGUCCUACUAAUCAAAGGUUCAGCCCUGCAAGUUGUGAUUGUGUCUUUCCAUAUGAAGGGAAAUUUAUUUUCAGAGCACCAUCCUUUCGUGAUGUGACAAAUGCCACUUUGUUCGGCAAACUGGAAAGCGAUCUGUGGUCGAAACUUGGCCUAGAACCUGGUAGUGUGUCCCUCGACAGUCCAGAAUUCGAUAAAGAUGACUACCUUCAAGUGGAGUUGGCUCUCUUUCCUUCUUCUCGCAAGUAUUUUAGCAGACCCGAGAUAUCGAGGUUUGGGUUUAAUCUCACCAACCAAACAUUUAAGCCUCCUCACGAGUUUGGGCCAUACUUGUUCAAAGCAGUUCCUUAUGAAUUUCAAGGUACAGGAGGGACUAAAAUAGGCAUUGGAGUGAUUGUUGGAAUAGCAGUUGGCAGUUUUAUUCUGCUCCUUGCCCUUGCUGGAGUGGCAAUCUAUGCCAUCCGGCAAAAGAAGCGGGCAGAAGAAGCAAUUGAAUUAAAUAAACCAUUUGCAUCCUGGGCUCCAAGUGGUAAAGAUAGCGGUGGUGCCCCGAUAUUGAAGGGGGCCAGAUGGUUUUCAUACGAAGAAUUAAAAAAAUGCACCAACAAUUUCUCGGACACCAACGAAAUUGGAUCAGGGGGAUACGGGAAAGUUUAUAGAGGAAUACUCACUGGCCAAGAGAUUGCAAUCAAAAGAGCUCAGCAGGGAUCAAUGCAGGGGGCGCAAGAGUUCAAAACUGAAAUUGAGUUGCUUUCAAGGGUUCAUCACAAGAACCUUGUUGGCCUUGUGGGAUUCUGUUUUGAGCAGGGAGAACAAAUGCUGGUCUAUGAGUUUAUGCCUAAUGGGACACUAAGAGAGAGUUUGUCAGCGAGAUCCGGCAUUUAUUUGGACUGGAAAAGAAGACUUCGGAUCGCUCUGGGCUCCGCUAGAGGACUGGCAUAUCUUCAUGAGCUUGCUAAUCCACCCAUAAUUCACAGAGAUAUCAAGACUACCAAUAUCCUUCUAGAUGCAAAUUUAACUGCCAAAGUUGCAGAUUUUGGCCUGUCAAAGCUGGUACAAGAUGCUGAAAAGGGGCAUGUAUCGACUCAAGUAAAAGGCACGCUGGGUUAUUUGGAUCCUGAAUAUUACAUGACUCAACAAUUAACAGAAAAGAGCGACGUUUACAGUUUUGGCGUAGUAAUGCUUGAGCUGAUAACAGCUAGACAGCCAAUAGAAAAGGGCAAGUACAUUGUUCGAGAAGUAAGGAUGGCAAUGAAUAAGACUGACGCACAUCACUAUGGCCUAUCGGAGAUAAUGGAUCCCAGUAUCAAAAAUAUUGGACACCUUAUAGGUUUUGCAAAUUUUCUGGAAUUGGCAAUGAGAUGUGUUGAAGAAACUGCGGCAGAGCGUCCAACAAUGGGCGACUGUGUAAAAGAGAUUGAAGCUAUUUUACAAAAUGAUGGGGUGGCCACAGACUCCGCUACAUCAUCUGCAACAGAUUUUGGAGCUUCAAAGGGAGUUCCCCGCCAUCCUUACAAUGAAUCUCUACCAAGAAAAGAUAUCACUGACAGUGAAUCUUUUGAAUACAGUGGUGGAAUCUCAGCAACAAUAGAGCCGAAAUAGCAACACGGUUUUACCCUUUCCCAUAAGCAAAUUGUUUUCUCCUAUCACUAUUUGUUUGCCGUGUGAAUCCUUAAAGAAAAUCAUACUACAAGAUGAAAAUUGCACAAGCCACCAAAUUAUCUUAUAUGUGUAUUUUCAUCUUCUUCUCUGUAUCAAUAUCCAAGUAUCGAUCCAACUUAUACUCAUUUGCACUCCUCGUGAUGUAAUUAUUGUCAACAAGGAGAUUUUGUUUUAUUUUGAUGAUUUGAUCAGUGUUGGGUAGAUAAUACUUCUACAAGUUUAGUGAUUUUUUUUGUC